Drosophila kikkawai is the source of this 993-nucleotide messenger RNA. RefSeq lists its product as uncharacterized. The record is from RefSeq and is a predicted model, not a curated record. NCBI's taxonomy places the organism in Eukaryota, Metazoa, Arthropoda, Insecta, Diptera, Drosophilidae.
UGGAUUCCGAUUCCGAAUCGGAUUCGGGUUGGGCUGGGACUAACAAGUGAACACCGGCGAACGGCUCACCAUUCGCUGCCAGACGUGCGGAGUUGAAGCAACAACAAAUAAGAGUGGUCCCUGGGCAAAGAUUUAGGAAUCCCUAGAUAGAAAAACACAAUAACAACAAGCCCACCAUGGGAGGCUGUUGCUCAAAGGACCUGGACGAUAAGCGCUCUUGGAGCCCCGAGGAGACCAAGAAUGGCAGCACCACUUCCACCAUUAUUGCCCAGCCCCUGGACGAGGUGGGCAGCACUGGGGUCUUUACACUGACACGCACCACAACGACCAGCACGCAUCAGGAGAAGACGGUGACCACCACCAACCAUGAUGAGCCGGAAGAGUAGUAGUCGUGGGCGUACUAGUCGUAGUAGCUAGGAGAUGAGCUGCCAAAAAUAUUUAACUUAAGAAACUGCUCCUUAAUUUCAAUCUGUAUUUUUUUUUAACACAUUUUUUUUUUUGUUGUUGUUGAAACAAUUCCAACAGUGGUGUGUGUGUGUGGUGUGUUGUGUUACGUGUGCGUGCGAAAGUGUGUUGUGAAUUAUAAAAACAAUGUGAGUACAACGAAUAUAUAAUAUAUAUAUUUAUAUAUAUACAAAUCAAGUUAAGCUGUUAUCGAGUAAUAAUUAUUAAUUGUUAUGCGCCUGAAUUCCAAUUUCGUAAUAAAUUGUGGAAACGAUAAAUCUCAAGAAACUUGGUUUCCCAGCAACCCAGCAAUCCCCAGCAUCGGGUUCCCAGUAUUCUCAAGCUCUAGCUAAUCAAUUGCAGUCGAUUGUGUUCAAUAGUUUCCCUUCUUCACGGAUCGGUUAAUAUAUACACUCUAUAUGCAAAGUACAGAGAAUUACGCCUAGAGUUCAAAGACAAAAUGAAUUCAAGAGUUUGCUCUACACAUUGUUUUUUUUUUGUUUUUUUGGGCGAAUUGCUAUAUGAGUGUAUAUUUUUCUGAUUCAUCCA